Messenger RNA from Theileria equi strain WA, 1341 nucleotides. RefSeq lists its product as hypothetical. The record is from RefSeq and is a predicted model, not a curated record. Bases 1 to 1341 code for a protein of 446 amino acids. The transcript has 2 exons. Lineage: Eukaryota; Apicomplexa; Aconoidasida; Piroplasmida; Theileriidae.
AUGGCUUCGUAUAUGCCUCCUUCCGACUUUUCCAACGGUGGAAAUGGGAAUCUCUAUGGGAGCGGCAACUACAAUGCCAACAAUCUUGGUGGUUACAUGGGAGCAAAUAGUGUGUAUGGAGGCAAUGAAGCGCCUCAACAGGUCCCCUAUGGAGACGCUAUGCAUGCGGAAGGAUAUCCCAAGUCUGAGAAUCCUCAGCUAAACUUUAACAUGAUGAUGAGUCCGGGGAUGCAAAAGCCCAUGGACUAUGGCAACGUUCAGCCAGAUAUUAGCUACCCAGUUUAUCCUCAGAAUAUUCCUGCGGGAGGAGCUGGUCAAGCUGGGAAUCCCAUGGUGACAAACGAUAUGUUUACACAGUUUAAAAAUGGGCAGUACUUUAGGAAUGAGAACCUCCCUCUACGGCCCUUGACUCUGGAGAGAGAUUAUCUAUACAGCAAAAGCAUUCUAAAGUCAAACCUCUCUUUUAAGGAGGCAGCAACUGCAAUGUUGUCAAUGGCCUCAUCCUCCAAAAAGAGUACUUCUGGUGGCUCUGGUAAAAUUAGAGCUACAGCAAAAGCCAGAAAGAGCACUGUGAGUGUUCCUAAACAAAAUGUACCAUACAAGAGCGCUUCUGGCACUCAGGAACCUCCUAGUGUUCGUACUCCAGACGAGGCAAAGCCUGGCGCCAUUUUUCCUGGAAUGAUGGGUGAACAAUUAACUCCCUCGCUUGUGAGCGAAAAUGGUACCCCAAUGAACUGGGUGCCUAUUAAAAAGAUGACUAGUACCACACUCACACCAAGGAAUAAACAGUUUGGACCAAUGCCAAAGGGUGGAGCUGUUGGAGCUCCAAAGAAUGAAAUGUUUGGAAAGAUGAAUGUGGUUGAGGAGAUGAACCUUGAAAAGGAAAUGACACCAAAUGUUAAACGGAAUACAUCCUCCUCCGCUGCUAUCAUGAUGGAGACAUUUCAGAUUUUACUCUCCAAUAAAAAAAAGAGAAUUCGCAAUUGUUUGGUAGAGGACUGUCGGCAUUCGAUAGGAGAGCAGCCAAAGAUUGAUGUACAGUAUAAUAGUUUGGAUGUUGGUGGCGAAAAGGUGUAUCAGCUGAGUGAGAUUUUGUCAUCCUUGCUCCCAUAUCACCUGUUUUACUUUGAGAAUAUUCUGGAAAAGUUUGUACCCUUUCAGCCUGAGGGGUACAAGGGUGUGAAGGAAGACGUGGAUAAACUUGACAAGGAAGUUGAGAUGAUUUUAAAUGGAUGUGAAGAAGCGGAAAGCCUGAGAUCGGUAAGUGUUUGCAUAAUCGUCGCAAGAUGGAAUGAAUGCGUUAUCACAACGGGCUCAUCAGGAUUAGUUUGUGUAGAAUAG